UUGUCAAACUGAUCACACGUAUCGCUUCACAGAUGUGCGCAGCGAUCGACAUGCUCGCGUCAGAACAGCUGUUUUAUGGUCACAGCCCUCCAGCCGGUUUCCUCACGGAUUAUUCACCACCAAUCCGAAGACCAACGAAGCUUACAUCGAGGGGAUAUUCCGCGCCAUGCUUCAUGAACCUAAAACCCGUACAAUUAACGCUCAAAACCGCCCCGAGAUCGUGUCUAAGGAUGCCGACGGAGAAGAAAAAGAAGAAAGUGGUGUUCGCUGAUGAUAAAGGGUUAGCAUUGGAACAUGUGAAGCUUAUGACUGAGCCUUCGCACAUGCCGCCGUAUUGGGCGUUCAAAGUGGUCGGGAGUCCGCCCCAAGAGAGGAAACCUCCUCCUGAGCCUGUCGUGGACUUGUGGGAAACGAGGUUUGUGCAGCCGGCGUCGGAUUACGUGGAGUUCCGAAGGAAGAUCACAGAAGAGUGUGUAGCUUUAGAGAAUGUUAUUGUGAAACAGAACGAGUGUGCCGUGGACGGGACGGUGAAAGUGAAAAAUUUGGAUUUCGGCAAAGAAGUGUUCGUGCGGACCACGUCAGAUGGCUGGGCGACCUCGGAGGACUCGUAUUGUGCGUUUGUUGAAUCAGGACCUCCUUCGAAAAACGGCAACUCUUUAUAUGAUACGUUCAGGUUUAGACUUCAAUUGCCUAUUCAUUCACGGAGGUUGGAUUUUUGUGUGUGUUUCCGAUGCAAAGGCACGGAGUUCUGGGACAAUAAUAAGGGUAAUAACUAUAUUAUUGAGAAGUCUUCAGUCAGGAAUGUGCCGGCCGUGUCCUGUGCCCGGAUAAAUUACGGUAAUUCGUGGACAGCGCGAUCUGAAGCGAACGGUAACACGCCAUAUUGGUGAAUGAACUAUAUAAUAUUCUAAAUUGAAAAUGCAAUUUUACUGGGAUUUUCGAAUUUGGAACAGUGAACUGAUGAUUCUAAAUUGGAAAAUUUGAAACGGCGGAAGUGAUGUGCCAUAUUGAUGUGCCUUGAAGGAUGAAGAAAAAUAUUAAAAAAAUGUAAGUCUGAAAUGAAUUCUUUAGCAAAAAUAAAAUGUGAGGCUGAAAUUUGUGGACACCCGAAUUAAUAAAAAAUAUUUUUUUUAAUUAAAUAUACAGUGUCAUAGUAACACAUUGGUCUUUUACUUAAAAGGGUAUUUAUAAUUAGAAUGCUUUAUGAGAAUUCGACAAAUUUAAUAGGUACAGUCAAAAAGGUAUUUAAAUAAGUAUACAGGUGUAUGUUUCUGUUGUGAUUAUUUUUCCACCAAAUCUAAAUGAAUUUUUACACAAAGCUAAUGCUUAAAAGAUAAAAGAAUGCCAAAAGUUAUAAUUUAAAAUUAAUUUAUAUAAUUUUCUAAAAUAUUAUUAUUAAAUCGUUUACUAGCUAGUUUUUUUUAUUACAUUUUCGACUGUAUACCUAUUUAUUUCCUAUGAGACUGU
This is a messenger RNA of Amyelois transitella, 1467 nucleotides long. It is a transcript of the gene Gbs-70E, whose product is annotated as protein phosphatase 1 regulatory subunit 3C. The record is from RefSeq and is a predicted model, not a curated record. Lineage: Eukaryota; Metazoa; Arthropoda; Insecta; Lepidoptera; Pyralidae. The coding region runs from base 33 to 890 and encodes 285 amino acids. Gene Ontology annotation, cellular component: protein phosphatase type 1 complex. Gene Ontology annotation, molecular function: glycogen binding; protein phosphatase 1 binding. The transcript has a single exon. Gene Ontology annotation, biological process: regulation of glycogen biosynthetic process.